AUGAUAAUUUUGGUUGUUCUGGUGAUGAUCCUGUGCAUCUAUUUGGCAUAUUGGAAAGCUUAUGCGAAGCGUUUGGAUCGCGCCACCGCAUCACUGCCCGUUCCACCCUCCUUGCCUGUACUAGGAAAUGCUAUGAUAUUUUUGGGAGACGGUGAAAAACUCGUUAAGAAUCUUGAUGAUAUAGCAGACAUUAGUUAUAAAAAUAAGGGCGCCGUAAAACUAUGGUUUGGUCCAAAGUUAUAUGUGGCUAUUAGCAACGCAGAAGAUGCAAAAGUUGUUUUGGAAAACUGCUUAGAUAAAGACAGGGUUUAUCGUUUUCUAAGACCGUGGCUCGGACAUGGUCUUUUUAUAGCCCCAUUGAAUCUAUGGAAAUCUCAUAGAAAAGUUCUACUGCCCAUAUUUCAUAACAAAGUGAUAGAAGAAUAUUUAAAUGUUAUCGGAGAACGAGCUGAGAUUCUUGUUGAGAGGCUCAGUGAACAAGUUAACAAGGAAUAUUUCGAUGUUUUCCAAUAUGUGACAGCUUGUACUGUAGAUAUUGUUUUUGAAACGUCGAUGGGUGAAGAGAUGGACAUACAGCAUUCAACAGAUUCCCCGUACCUUCGUGCUCGUCAUACUGUUAUGACCAUACUAAAUAUGCGCUUUUUCAAAUUGUGGCUGCAGCCGGAUUGCCUAUUUAAUUUGACACCCUACGCGAAGCAAUUAAGAGAAAAUAUUGCUUACACUCACAAGUUCACGAACGAGGUUGUCCGUAAGAGAAGACUGGAACACGAAAGGAAUAAAUCAAAACCGACUGAACAAUCAGAUGGUAAACUUCGCGUUGUCCUGGAUAUGCUAUUCGACCGCGAGAUAGAGUUCACGGACGAUCAACUCCGGGAACACAUUGAUUCCAUUACCAUUGCUGGAAACGACACCACGGCGCUCGUCAUUGCAUAUACUUUAGUCCUGCUUGGUAUGCACCAGGACGUGCAGGAUAAAGUAUUUCAAGAACAAGAAGCAAUAUUCGGCACGUCAAAACGAAAAGUGAAUAAAGACGAUAUUAACAACAUGAAUUAUUUAGAGCGAGUUAUAAAAGAAAGUAUGCGUUUAUAUUCUGUAGUCCCCCUCGUAGCUCGGAAAAUUGACAAAGAGUUAUAUUUACCUCAUUGUGGAGUAAAGUUGCCGGCUGGAACAAGUGCGGUCAUUGGCGUGUUUGGUAUUCAUCGUUCAAAAGCUGAGUGGGGUCCAAGCGCAGAGGAAUUUGAUCCAGACAGAUUCCUGCCUGAAAGGUCUAACGGACGGCAUCACGCUGCUUAUUUGCCUUUCAGUUAUGGUCUCAGGAAUUGUAUUGGGCGUAACUUCGGCAUGAUUAUAACAAAAACUAUUAUUUCAAAUGUAAUCCGGUCAUACAAAAUAAACGCUACGGGCAUUGGUCCAUUGAAGAUGGAGAUACUCUUAUUCCCCAUCAAUGGACAUCAAAUUCGACUUACAAGGAGAUAG
Molecule: messenger RNA, 1476 nt
Organism: Parnassius apollo (apollo)
Lineage: Eukaryota; Metazoa; Arthropoda; Insecta; Lepidoptera; Papilionidae
Source: the annotation of a GenBank genome assembly